Python bivittatus (Burmese python) is the source of this 2074-nucleotide messenger RNA. It is a transcript of the gene BSG, whose product is annotated as basigin (Ok blood group). The record is from RefSeq and is a predicted model, not a curated record. Lineage: Eukaryota; Metazoa; Chordata; Lepidosauria; Squamata; Pythonidae.
CCUCAGGCGGACGGAGCGUGCUCAGUUGGGGCGGCGGGGUCGUGCGGUCUGCGGGGCUUCGGCGGCGGAGAGGUCAUGGCGGUCUGGAUGGUGCUACUAACGCUGGGCUCCUUGCUCUGCGCCAUUGGAGGGGCCUCAGCGGCAGGGCCCAAAAUCUUAACCUCUCCUGAAGUAACUGCUGGAUCAAAUGUGGUUAUUUCAUGUAACAUAACUGAAGUGCCAACAGCUGUCAAAGGCCAUUACUGGAUGAAAGGGGAGACAAAGCUUGACUCCAAUGAGACUACUCUGGACUUUAUCUCAUACAUGAUCCCCAAAGUGGAUCAUCAAACCUCGGGAGAGUACCACUGCAUCUUUGAGACAGUGCCCAUCUCAAAAGGAACUGUGUACGUGAAAGUUCAACCCUACGUGGUGGCCUACAAGAAGACAGAGCACGGAAAUGAGGGGGAUGUAAUAGCACUGACUUGCAAAUGCAAUUCUUACCCUCCUGUAACCCAGUGGACUUGGUACAAGAUGGUAGACCAGGUGCCUCAGCCUCUUGUCAACGGCACUGAGGACCGGUUCUACAUUAAAUCCAAUGGCAGCAGGACAGAUCUUCGGAUCCUCUCCUUGAACCUUGAGAAGGACCCUGGAAAGUAUAUGUGCAACGGCAGCAAUGAAGUGGGUGAGGGGAGCGCUGUGGUGGACCUCCGGGUGCGGAGCCGCCUGGCUGCUUUGUGGCCAUUCCUGGGAAUUGUGGCAGAGGUGCUGGUCCUUGUCACGAUUAUCUUCAUCUACGAGAAGAGGAGAAAGCCCAAUGAGGUUCCCGAUGAUGACGAUGGAGGGUCUGCACCACUAAAAGGCAACACUGCAAAUAAUAAGGACAAGAAUGUGCGUCAGAGGAAUGCAAAUUGAGCACAUGGCAAGGUGACAUGAGAGCUAAGCAGAUGGCUUAGAUGUUUCUUCUGACUAUUUUGUGCUGUAACACCAAGAAUAUUCUAAAGCAUCCUUGCGAAGAUUGGUCAAAUUCACCUUUUAAGAUAAACUUUUGUAGAGUAAAAGUUCUUUCCUUUUUUUAAAAGGGAAAAAACAGUGAGAGAUGUUUUUACCUUUUAAGUUUUAAUCACACACAGAGUUUUUUGUCUAGUCCUCACUGUUGAAUCUUCAGAGCUGGGGGAAGGAAAUUUAAGGAGUGAGGAGAUUAUGUUGCAAGAAAAUGUUGCAGGCUAGUUUAAGAUCUAUCAUCCCUCACUCAAGAAUGUGCUUUUUUUUUUUUUUUUAGCAGCAGACCAUAGGGGAAGCUAGUAAAAUAGUCCCAUUUAAUGAUGCCGUAGUGUGAAACAAUCCAGAGUUUAAAGUGACUCUCAGCUUUAGGAAGGACAGUGCUUCAGCACUGAGUAAGUUUGGCCAGUAGAAGACUUUGCAUCUCCUUCUCUUCCUUACUUGGUCUUCCUAGACCAGAAAGUCCCAGAUCUCGCACACCAUCUUUUCCAAAUCAUAGAGAGAAGAUGCCAAGAAACAAGUGGUGCUGCUUGUGUGUGUGUGUGUGUGUGUGUGUGUGUGUGUGUUUUCUCUCUGGCUUCUUGAGCCUGGAAGACACAACCCGCUUUGCUUUCUUCUGUCACUGGUUCCCUAGACAGCAUUCCUCUCUCCAGCCUUUGGGGCUUUCUGGAGACACUUCCUGUGCUCUCACAUACAAUGAUGGUGCCAUAAUAGCUCAGAAAAGAAACACAAUGAGAGCAACUUCUUUUCUCCUGCCUCCCCAUUCCCACCCACACGCCACCUCAGUUACGUCAGAGCGUAAAGCCAGAACUGAGGCGAGAGGCGGAAGCUGAUACAUGUAGAAUUGACUUUCCAGCCUAUCUGAUGGUUUCUCCUUCCACUCUCUUGACAUGUUAGAAGACAAUUAAUUACAGAGGCCGAAAGACAGUGUAACACCCGUCUCUCCCCAACACCUGUUGGAGUCUGCCACGGAAGAGAAUGUCCUCACAGCUUGUUGGCCGCCCUUGUUUUGGUUACUGUUGGAAUAGGUUAUUGUUUUAAAUAUGCCAGCUUUCUCUCAAUAAAGCAGACUCACUUGUUUUGGCUUCUUUCCUUA